Molecule: messenger RNA, 3946 nt
Organism: Phyllostomus discolor (pale spear-nosed bat)
Lineage: Eukaryota; Metazoa; Chordata; Mammalia; Chiroptera; Phyllostomidae
Gene: ZNF584
Product: zinc finger protein 584
Exons: 4
Coding region: 351-1622 (423 amino acids)
Biological process (GO): negative regulation of transcription by RNA polymerase II
Cellular component (GO): nucleus
Molecular function (GO): RNA polymerase II transcription regulatory region sequence-specific DNA binding; DNA-binding transcription repressor activity, RNA polymerase II-specific
Source: RefSeq, a predicted model, not a curated record
UUCCGGUAUUGCCCUGGCAAUGCUCCGUUUGCAGCCGGCGGUGGGUCUGUGCGGUCCUUUAGCUAGUACCGCGGGGGCGGGACGACGUCCCUCGAGUGCGGUGGGUGGCGAAGGAGAAAGGCGGCGACCCAGGCAGCGCCUCCGCACGUGCGGGCGUCCCUAUGAUGGCUCUGUCUACUUGAGGCUUGCGUGCCCCGCUUCCCCGGAGGCUGCUCCGCAGCCCUCAGAGCCUCGUACCCGGCGGAGACCGAGCUUCGAAAUUUCCUCGGCGGCCCGAGGUGGCUGCGCUGCGCGCGGGGCGGCGGCGGAGUUCAGCUGACACUGGGCUUGCGUGCUGGUCGCAGGUUCCCAUGGCUGAGGAGACGCUGGGGGUGACCUUUGAGGACGUGGCCGUGUACUUCUCCCGGGAGGAGUGGAGUGUCCUUAAUUCCACCCAGAGGAGCCUGUACCGUGAUGUGAUGCUGGAGAACUUUGCCCUCAUUGUCUCGCUAGGAUUUGUACCUUCAAGAUCCCAUGCGGUGGCCCAAGUGGAGGAUAAAGAAGAGCUCCAGAUGGCCAACAUGGUGGACAUGACUCUGGUUCGCAGAGCAGAAGCCAGGAGGGGUCCUGGUUUUGGUUGUCCCUGUAGACUGGACGAUGGGGAGGCCCCUCCUCAACAGGUAAGGAGCUACAGAGUCCACCUGUCAGAGAAGCACCUUCUGGGUGGAGAGACUGUGAAAGACAUCCCUGCCACCUUAGGCCACCUCCGGCUCCAGGCCACCCACAGCAAGGGGGAGCCAUGCAGGAGCCUGGGGCACAGGGAGCCCUUCCUACCCAGCCCCAGUCGCAACCAGCAGCAGCAAGGAGACCACACCACACAGAAGUCCUUCAAGUGCAGCGGCUGCAGGAAGGCCUUCCCGAAGGCCUUCACGCUCCUUGACCACCUGGUAACCCACUGUGAAGAAAGACCUUUCAGGUGGCCGAAAGGUGGAAGUGUCCCCAAGGAGAACUCAACCCUUCAUCACCGAAAAAUCCACACUGGAGAGUCAUCCAACGUGUGUAAUGAGUGUGGAAAGGCCUUCAGUUACCCAUCUAAACUAAGGAAGCACCAGAAGGUUCACACAGGUAUAAAACCUUUCAAGUGUGGUGAGUGUGGAAAAACUUUCAACCGCAAAGACGCCCUUGUUCUGCACCAGAGAAUUCACACUGGAGAAAGGCCCUACGCCUGCAGCGAAUGUGGCAAAGCCUUCAGUGUCCUGUCCACCCUCAUUCGGCACCGGAAAGUUCACAUUGGAGGCAGGCCAUAUGAAUGCCGGGAAUGUGGGAAGUUCUUUAAAUACAACCAGAGCUUCAUUCUCCACCAGAGAGUUCACACUGGAGAAAAGCCUUAUGAGUGCAAGCAGUGUGGGAAGGCGUAUGUGACCCGCUCGGGCCUGUACCAGCACUGGAAGGUCCACACUGGAGAACGGCCCUACGAGUGUGGCCUGUGUGGGAAGACCUUCACCACCAGGUCCUACCGCAACCGGCACCAGCAGUUCCACACAGAGCAGAGGUCCUAUGAGUGUACGGAGUGUGGGAAAGCCUUCAAACACAGUUCUACCCUCCUUCAGCACAAGAAAGGCCACAUUGGAGAAAGGCCAUAGGGGGACAGGAUGUGGGAAGGCCUUUCACCAUAGCUGGCACCUCGCUCAAUAGGGAGGGCAUCUCUGCAGAAAGGAGAUUGAGGAGAGGAGCCAUUUGAAAGCUAAACUGGGUACUCUGUCACUCAUGCUGUGCUGUGGGGGUGUCAUGUAUGAGGGAAGGUUGGGAGCUGUGUUGCACUCUGACCUGCACAAGCUGUGACAGAAACCAUCACACCUCUGCCACCUGGCACCUCUCCCUAAUGCAUUGUCACCCUAAUGUGCUCAGAGACAGCAGACCAUGCACCCUGCUGUGUAUGGAACAGUCAUGAAUGGUGGGGCCUGUGUUGGGCCUUAUUCCCCCGAGUGGUUUAGGUGUGGACACGACCUACCUAUGGCCAACAACUUAGCUAAGCAGUGUCUACAGAGGACAUCUGGGGAAGGUGAACCGAUUUCAUGGACACUGUUGACACUGCAUGCGGUACCUGUUGUGGGUUUACCCAACCCUGGGACUGUCUCACACUGCUCUAGAAGGCAUAGCAAUAAAGGCCUUGUUGCUUAAGUCAUCUUUAAUGUAGGGUGUUCUGAUCCCUGUGUGAGGGGAUGUUGAACAAAAUUGGGCUCAUGAAUAGAGGGAAUGGCUUCUAUAGGCACCCCUGACUCUUGUCUGCCUGGGAGGGGACAGCAGGAUGGCAGAGAACAGUUCUAGCUGAGGACGGUGUCACUUGCAUUGGUGCCUGAGACCUGCAGGGAGAGACUGAAAGUCUUGGUGGGUGAAUCGUGUAGUCUGGGUGUCAGGUUUAUUGGUGGGUCAAGACCAGAGAGUUGGGGGCUUGCUGGUGUGGUUCAGUGGAUUGAGAGCUGGCCUGUGAACUGAAAAGUUGCCAGUUUGAUUUCCAGUCAGGGACAUGCCUGAGUUGUGGGCCACAUCCCCAGUUGGAGGGGUGAGGCAACUGAUGAUGUAUCUCUUGCACAUUGUUCCUCCCCCUCUUUCUCCCUCCAUUCCUGUCUCUCUAAAAAAAAAUUCUUUGAGAAGUUGGCAUUAGAUGCCCCAUGUGUCUGAGGAUGUGAGCCAGGGCUGUUGUUCUCAGGGAAUGUUCCUGAAUCUCCGGCACUGUUCAGAGGAAGCUGUUUCCAGAGUCAGCUCAGCAGCUGUGUCCUCUGAAAUCUAGAAUGUGGAGUAAGUUGUAGACUAACCACAAGACCUGCAGGGGCCUAUUGGAAGACAAGUGGGCACAGAAACCCUGCAGUAACGCAUGGGGAGCCUGGUACACUAGCAGGUCUGAGCCAGGUUCUAGAGAGGCCUCCACAAGUGCUCCAGCAGCUGCGAUUUCAGGGGCUGAGGGUCACAUAAAUUCUCGGGAUUACAGACCUGUCAUCUGUGGCCAAGGUCACUCUCAGCCAGUUAUCUGUCUACCCAUCUUCUGGGUUCUCCUAACCUCUGUGCAUGUUCACCUCAUGGCCAUCGCUCAGUGUCCUGGGAUGUGGCUCUAGGGACCCAGCCAGUGUUCCUGGUAUCUGCACACCAUGGCGUUCAAUGUUUUUGCUGCCACUGUCCCUGGGCUCAAGGGAGAAGUGGUUGAUCUUGUGGUUUGUGGGACCUUUUGAUUUAAAAAAUGUUGGAAACUUUUCCCACAAGGUAAAUGAAAUGCCAGUUAAGCAAAAUUUGUUGCCUGUAGCUGUGUCCCUGGCCCUGAAACUGCUUCCUGUCAAGAACGUUAGCAGGAGCUCUUUCUCUUCUGGUCCCAGGUGCUUCAAGAGCCGUGGGUGUGGGUACAGAGAUGGCCAAGUCCAAGAACCACACCGUGCGCAUCCAGUCCCAAAAAUGGCACAGAAAUGGCAUCAAGAAACUCUGAUUACAGAUAUGAAUUUCUCAAGGGGAUAGAUUCCAAGUUCCUGAGGAACAUGUGCUUUGCCAAAAAGCACAAGGGCCUGAAGAAGAUGCAGGCCAACAACACCAAGGCCAUGAGCACACAUGCUGAGGCUCUCGAGGCCCUGGUCAAGUCCAAGAAGGUCAAGCCCAAGAUCCCAAGGGGCAGCAGCCACAAGCUCAGUCAACUUGCUUACAUUGCUCACCCCAAGCUCAGAAAACAUGCUUGUGCCCACAUCACCAAGGGUCUCUGGCUCUGCUGAUCAAAGGCCAAGGCCUAAACCAUGCCCCAGGCUGCAGAUGCAGCCACAGGUCAGGGUCCCAAAGGUGCCCAGGCCCCUGCGAAGGCUCCAUAGUAGAGGCCUCUGUCUGCCGCCGUGAGGACAGAAGGACUGACGUGUGCACCCUUGAGGCUGGGGUCCUCCUGUGGUGUUUGUGCAAAUAAACCUGAGGCAGGGUUUGUCUGUCAGAACAAAAA